AAAGUAUGCAAGGCAGUCAGAGGCGAAAGUGGGAACAGCAAGUGCAAGAUUCCCAUGCUGAAAACCCAGAAAUCCCAUCCCCUCUUUCGCCUUCCUGCAACCCCGCCCCCACCGCUAUCUGCUGGUGAUCGUCGCUCUUGGCUCAUUUUGAUGGGGAGACCCGGCCCAGCACUUGUGAGAGUCGAAUUGCAUUGCAUUGCUGCGUCUCCCGAGAGCGGGCUUUUGAAAGUUUCCAUUCCUGCAACAAACAUCCACGCCUGGGAGGGGUUCCAAGAAUUUGCCACCUUUCCCCCUUCGUCGUCAGUAAUGAGAAUCACUCGGAGACGCCCUCGCUCAUGAUCCGAGUCCUCAUUGCAAUACUACCCUUGCUCUCUCCAGAGUCUAGACCAACAACAAACGGCGUCGCAGGUGAAGCCCCAAUUGGCGUGACCGCUUGGCUGCCAUGUCCCACGGACACACUCAGGCCGGCUUCCUGGGCUUCGGGAUGCCGGCGAGCAUGGGCCCAGACGUCUCGAUGCUGCAGAUGAACCCUGAUCCGGCCGACACACUGUCGCUGCUGGACAACUCCUUCUUCCUGCCCUUCGAUGGCACAAUGACCAUGAGCUUCGACCCAAACGGGCCCUUGGCGCAGCCAUUCGCCUCGGGACCGUUUCAGCAGGCCUCGUCGGCACCCUCGGUGAACAAUGCCGAGCAAACCCCCUUCUCCCCGCCGGAUGAUGCGACGAGCACCGCGUCCGGGCCGGCGGGGAACCAACCCCGGGAGACUCUGGGUCCCGGAAGCUCGAACAACCCCAGCGCCCUAACCGAAUUCACCAAGCGGCGUAAUUGGCCUGCACGAAUCGUCGAGGAGCUCCAGGAUCUGCUUCACAUUCUGGACUCCAACGGGCGGAUAAAGCACGUUUCGCCGAGCGCUGAGCGCUUGACCGGCUACAAGCCGUCCGAGCUGCGCGAUCUGUUGGUGCAGGACCUCCUGCACCCGGACGACGUAGGCGUCUUCACCGCGGAGCUGAAUGAGUCGAUCGCCUCGGGCACGCCGCUGCGCGUCUUCUACAGGCUGAAACAGAAGGACGGGCAAUAUUUCGUCUUCGAAGCCGUCGGCCAUGCCCACAUCGCCGCCGCCAAGUUUGCGCCCAACCCCAGCAACCAGACCCCCUUCUGCCAGGCGGUCUUCAUGAUGGCCAGGCCGUACCCCACCAAAAACGCGGCGCUGCUGGAUUCCUUUCUCGAGCACAAAAUGGAGAACGAGCGCCUCAAACGGAAGAUUGCCGAGCUCCAGCGAGAGGAACAAGUCGAGGCCGAAGAAUUCGAACGAACAUGGCGACAACAAAGCCAGGAAACACCCCUUACCCAAACCUCAGCAGACGCCUCCUCCAUCCCACCGCGCGAGCGGCGCGUAUCCCUCGACAGCGUACCAACCGACAGCGCGGCAAGCACCCGCCGUCCCUCAACCGGUAGCACGAACCACGUAGGCGACACGAUCGAGAUGCUAACCGGCUUGCGGUACCAGGAAGGCGAACGCAGCCUGGGUAUCACGACGGGCAACCCCAGCCCGGCGCUCAUCACGGGCGACGCGGGCAUCGCCAUCCCGGUGGACAGGGACCCGCGCACAGGCGAGAAGAAGAAGAAGCUCAAGGUGGCCGAGGAAUACGUGUGCACCGACUGCGGCACGCUCGAAUCGCCGGAAUGGAGGAAGGGGCCCAGCGGGCCCAAGACGCUGUGCAAUGCCUGUGGUUUGCGCUGGGCGAAGCGGGAGAAGAAGAAGAGCGCCGGUCAGAGGCGUUUUGCACAAGGGGCUGAAAUGGCUUAUUGA
This is a messenger RNA of Parathielavia appendiculata, 1810 nucleotides long. RefSeq lists its product as uncharacterized. The record is from RefSeq and is a predicted model, not a curated record. Gene Ontology annotation, biological process: regulation of DNA-templated transcription. The transcript has 3 exons. Bases 443 to 1810 code for a protein of 455 amino acids. NCBI's taxonomy places the organism in Eukaryota, Fungi, Ascomycota, Sordariomycetes, Sordariales, Chaetomiaceae. Gene Ontology annotation, molecular function: sequence-specific DNA binding; zinc ion binding; protein binding.